CGACCGAGAGGUUAUGUCAUGUUUGGUAUUUUCAUUAAAAACGAUUUCUGUGAUUUAUUUAUGUGAUGUCUUGUAUGAUUUCUUGUUUUAUUUUUAAUAAAAUCGGGUUAAGUUGAAUUAUUUUCUAUUUAGUUCUCCAGUACACUUUGUUGAUUGACUGAAGCUACGGUAAUCAGGAUAGGUCAAGUUAUGUGGUGCUAACUCUCCAUGUUGAUCAGAAAUAUACGUUAUGGAUCAAGAAAAUAAGAUUGAAGAAUGUCCUAAUAGCAAUACUUGUGGGAUGUUGCCAGAUAUUGAGAUUCAAAAGAAACCAGAAGGUAGUGAAAAAGAGAUAGAUGAGCAAAAUGAAAAUGUUAAGGAUAAAGAGGAGAAUGCUGACGUAACAACAGGAAUUUCCUUUCCAACUCUUAGUUUUAAUCAACCAAAACUCAUCACAGGGUCUUGGGAUGAAUUUAGGCCAAAGAAUAACCAUAAAGAGAUAUUUCUUAAAGGUUGUAAAUGGUCUCCAGAUGGGACGUGUUUGUUGACUAACAGUGGAGACGCCACCAUGAGACUGUUUGACCUACCUCUAGACCUGUACAACUGCCAGUGUCUGCACAAGACAGACUUCCCAGAGCUACAGUCAGCUGUAGUGUAA
Molecule: messenger RNA, 637 nt
Organism: Macrosteles quadrilineatus (aster leafhopper)
Lineage: Eukaryota; Metazoa; Arthropoda; Insecta; Hemiptera; Cicadellidae
Product: telomerase Cajal body protein 1-like
Exons: 3
Coding region: 230-637 (135 amino acids)
Source: RefSeq, a predicted model, not a curated record